CACGCCUUUGUCGCCAAUACAACAAGCGCUGCGCGAUUUGGAAGAGGCAAAGAGUGCUUUGCAGGCGCGCGAAGAUCUGUACCGAGGGCAGCUUUACCACAAGAUAGGUGCUGAGAUGUUGCGGCAUAUCUUGAAGUCUUCUAGGCCGGCCGACUUUGAGUCGCAUGACCAGCAAGGGGAAGUGAAAUCUUUUGGCGAGUAUCGGUUUCAGGUGCCAGCUCCCUCUAUGGUUUGGAGUGAUGAUUCGACUAGUGCAGGACAAUUUCCCGAUAACACGAAAGACCCACAGCAGAAAGCUCUUAGCUGGCUUCGCUAUGCUUGGCACUAUCUCGGUAAAAGCGAUGAAAAGACAAACACGAUACACGACAGUGAUGCUGGUGGGUGCGCAAAACAUGACAAAGAUUACUCAGCGGCCGUUGCCGCUGCACUCUUUACAGGUGAGGCAGCGCCUGAGACUGUUUAUACCGUUGGUGAUCUCUUACCCCCUAUGGUUGACGAAUUUUACGCGCGAUACGUGAUUGGGGAGACUAUUGACUGGCCCAUACAUACGAAAACGACAGCGCGAGGCGUCUGCGAGGAGGACGCUCACCAAUCUUCGAAGAGCACGCAAAAAGGAACUCGAGGGAAACGAAGCGGGAAGGCCCACCGAAGCCAUUUAGGAAAAGAUGGAGAUGCGCGAUUAAACUGGGGCCCAGGGAAACAAGAAGCGUCUUGGCGAAAUUCUCCGAUCCAUCAUCGUGCCAUUGGGUCCUUAUGUGAUUUGUUGCGCAUUCCCUCUGAACGUCUUCGCGAUUGUUACGGUAGCUAUGCCUUUUCCGCCGAAGACCUUUUGCGGCAUAAGCUUUUAAUGCAAGCGCUAUCGGCCGAUGCGACAGCUUGUCAAAAUCUCAUUCCUGUCGCCUUGUCUAUGCGGCAGGACGAGGAGAACAGAGAGACUCAACUCUAUCAUCAAGAAGAACUCAUUGCGUUUGCGGAGCAACGAGAGGCACGCCAUAAAGCUAGUAGUGAAUGCGUCAACGAUUCGGAGCAUCUUCAUGCCGAACCUCAUCAAGGGAAGCUCGAUCAUGUUUCUCGUCGACUUCUUCGUGCCUGCGAGGUGGUCCUGGGUGCUACCAACGAGGGCGGUCAUAAACCUGUCCAUGAUAAUGAAGAUGAACCGCUACAUCUUCAAGAACAGGCACCACAGGUAGGGCGUACUGGCGCUGCGAAUCAUGACGUUGAGACGACAGGAGCCCCUUCAUCCAUUAGCUCCGCCUGCAGCCGAAGUAAGCGCAUAAAAGCAGCAGCCCUGACUGCCUAUUUACGACAACCCGAGAGCAUCCUGAAAGACAUGCUUUGCAUUCGUUUCGCGAAUUGUACGCCGCUUGAGCAAGCUGCUUUGCGCGUAGCCGACUUAAUCGCGAAUUUGGAGGCAUUGCAGAACCCGGAAUGCAAGAUGACCGAACAAUUAGCAAAGGCAUACUACAUAUCAGGCUCUUUAGCGGGUGCAAAAGCGGCUGCGCUUUGUCGCGUGGAGCAUGAUGUCGCUGCAACGGUUUGCGAGCUUUAUCGCGGAAAUUUCAGCAGAAGCCAGCAAACAAAGACCAGAAGUCUAGCAAACGCUCGGCCUUCGGAGCACUUGUCCAGUUCUCUUGCUGCAGAUGAAGGAUCCGCGAGACUGCUUCCCACAAUAUUUUCCUCAAGAAAGCCAGAAGUUACAAACCGAGAUGAUUUCCAUCAUCCGGUUAGAACUAGAAGCGCGUCGUCCACUUCAUCUAUACCUGCUCCUAUACCUGGUGAUCAAGGUUCUUCAUCCUCGUCUUCAUCACCAAACGGCCUUCCGAAGUUUCAAGACCUUCAGGAGGAUCUCUGUUUCUUGCGUUCUAUUAUUGACCUCCACUUCGCGGAACUCCAUGAAAAAUGGUCUAUGUUGCAGAGCAAUCACUUGGAAAAAGCAGUAGAAGGGUAUACCGAUCAACCGCCAGACUAUGUGCAUCGACUUGCCGCUCGGAAUAACCUGGCGGGGGUGUAUGUAGAGGCCCCUUGGCAACAGAAGCUGGUAUUGGAGGACGAGGAGAGGAUGCAAGAUAUUUCGAAUCUUGAUUAUGAUGCGGGCCAAAUUCAUGGUGCUCCAGUCACAGCCACGGGAUCUUCAUCAUCUGCAUUACGACACUCUUCAACUCCUAGAAAUAGAAAUCUCGAUGUUCAACAGAAUGCGGAACAAAGUACAAGUACUACACAGGAGCAGAAGCAAAACAAUGUAUCUACAGCACAAUUUUCAAACGACUCCUCAAUAGUAGAUAAUCACGAAGCACUAGAAGCACCAGAUACUAGUAUACAAAACAAGGAUCAGCACCAAGCGAAAACAAAAAAACAAUCGAAAACAUUGCAGAGGCAGAACCCGACGGCGAUGAACUCGAACUCCAAGUCCAAGCAAGUAUUGAAAGAAAGUACAACAAACUCAAACGCAAUCUCAAAGAACAAGGAACAAAGUACAAGUACUCCUAGUAGGGACACGCAAAUGCUGAACAACCAUAAGAAUAAUAAAUUCUAUCGGCAGCACAACACUACAUUUGAGGACAAUCUCGCUAAAGCAUGUGUAAAUAUGAAGACGCUUUUGGAGUUUGGCGAAGACGGUUCUAGGCUUGUUCCACUUGCAUAGUGCCAAAUCAUGAUUAUAGUUGAAGUUCUUGUUCUCCUAGUAUCGAGGUAGUGACGUGGUGUUGAAAGAUAGUUUCAGUAUGUCUUUUUUUUAUUGGAUGAUGUGGAUCUCGAUCCGAUUCCUCCAUUUUUUAAGCGGCAAAAAGUACUAGAAGAAGUACUGGUAGGGAUCAAUUUGUUUUGCAAACCCAAUAGUAGUUGUUAAGCUUUUUACUACAAACAUUACUUGCGUCGAGGAGUAAUUUCUUGAUGAUGAUCAAGCUUGUAACCUCAACAUUUUUACCAGUUUAGUUAAGUACCUGUUGCAUAUACUAGCGGUAGCAAGCUAGCACCGUUAUAGAACAUGAAAAUAUCCUUUCAAAUAUUUCCUGGCGAACUAGAUAGAGGAUAUGUUCUACUACUCAUCAAGUCACCUAUGCAGUUUCCGAGAUCUGAUCUCGUCCUGAUCUUGUAUUCUCACUUUUGAUUUUUCAUUUUUUAACGUCGAAAAAUUUUCCUUUCUAAUGCUUGAUUUCACAUGAUGAAAAACUACAUUUUUACCAUGAUAAAAAUUCUACUUUAAUACUGUAUAUUUUUUUCGUUAAAAAAAGAAUCAGGUACCACAGAAAACUGAGGUUUUGAAGGCGACAGUCGAAGGCAUCAUGUGCAAGGAAUAUCAUUGCUUUCAUCGUGGAAAAGUGGCAACGUUUUGUGAGUGUGGAAUCGAAGAGUCACAACUGAUGAAUGCGAGAUACGAAAGGCGCGGCGCAACGGGCGGCUUUUAAAGCAGAUACACAAUUAU
Amoebophrya sp. A25 is the source of this 3421-nucleotide messenger RNA. NCBI's taxonomy places the organism in Eukaryota, Dinophyceae, Syndiniales, Amoebophryaceae. The record is from the annotation of a GenBank genome assembly.